Messenger RNA from Podospora pseudocomata, 1001 nucleotides. RefSeq lists its product as uncharacterized. The record is from RefSeq and is a predicted model, not a curated record. Lineage: Eukaryota; Fungi; Ascomycota; Sordariomycetes; Sordariales; Podosporaceae. The coding region runs from base 372 to 1001 and encodes 209 amino acids. The transcript is spliced from 2 exons.
CACAUCCAUCCCAUCCGGUGUCUUACACCUAUAACCCGAGUAGAUCUGGCUGGUCUGGCUUCAGACAGACCGUGAUCAAGACACCUACCUUGUUGUAUUGAGAACCACCUCAAUUGAGAACCCCAAAAUAAUCAUGAAGCAACAAACCAACAGGGCAAUUCAUAAUGUGACCAUCAAAUUAACGGAGGGGGGGCAAGGUCUACGCCGCAACAUCAUGUCCAAUUUUCUUGGCAUCAACCAACACCCAACAGCUCCAACCUCCAACAUUAUCGCGUGGUCCAUCAUCGACAAACAGAUUAAAACCGCCCGAGUUUGUCUCGGGUUCUUGCAUUGAGACAUCUCCAACUAGACAUCAUCGCUCUAGUCAAACAAUGGCUCCGUUUUCCCUCCCCGCCGACACGGCCUUCCCCGCCGACAAAGCCGCCAUCCUCCCCGCGCCUCUCCCAACCCCGUCUCACGGCGCCGGCGGCAGCUUCUCAAUCGCGUGCUCAACCCGCAUCAACGCGCCCCCUUCAAAAUGUCUUGAUAUCGUCCGCAGCCCGGCAGACUACCCCUCCUGGAACCCCUUCUGCCGCCUCGUCAAAAUCGACUCCCAGCCCCCUUCCACCACCUCCUCCCCAGACCAAUUUCACCUCGGCACAGUCUUCACCUUCGACGUGCACUUCAACACCUCACCCGACUCCAAGCCAUCCACCAAGUCUCAGGAGCGCGUCUCAAUUUUGGAGGACAUCGUCGACCCCACCAGCAAGAAGGUAAUCGGGCACAGGAUCGGCUGGAUCCAGAUCGGUCCGCAACCCGACUGGAUGCUCAAGUGUGAGAGAAUCCAGGAGUUUAUCGAAGUUGAGGGGGCAGAUGGGAAAGUGACGACAGAGUACAGAAACUGGGAGACGUUUUACGGGCUUUUGGCGGUUGUGGUCAAGUUGGCUGCGGGAGAGGGGGUCAGGAAGGGGUUUGAGGGGUGGAUGGGGGGGUUGAAGAGGAAGGCGGAAGGGGGGAACUGA